Drosophila ficusphila is the source of this 795-nucleotide messenger RNA. RefSeq lists its product as uncharacterized. NCBI's taxonomy places the organism in Eukaryota, Metazoa, Arthropoda, Insecta, Diptera, Drosophilidae. The record is from RefSeq and is a predicted model, not a curated record. The transcript has a single exon. The coding region runs from base 105 to 689 and encodes 194 amino acids.
UUGCUGACAAGAGAACCUAAAAUCAAAAAACUUUGAACAAAAUUCAGCACAAUUUCGUUUGAACCACUUGAAUUGUAUAUAUUUUUAAAAGAAUAAUUUUUAUAAUGAACACCGAAGAGGUGGUUGAAUUUUCCUUGAUUAGCUCUUAUAGCUUGCCGCCUGAUAUAACCUUGCCCAAGGUGACAUACAUCACAAAUAUGCGAGAGUUCAUGUCCGAUCCGGAAAACUUCAAUGGCAAUAUAGAUGAUUUAACCAAUCGCUUGGAGGAGAAGUCGCAGCAAUGUAAGAAUAUUAUCAAGAUUUUAAAGGACACUGUGCAGUUGAAGAGGACUGCUUUGCAUAAGGUCAAGGAGGAUAUCCAGGAUUUAAGUGCUGAGAUCAAAAAGGAUGGAGCUGCUCAACGAUUUACGAUUGACAGAGAGAAAGUAACACUUCACUUUUUAGACGAGAAGGAGACCAACGAAUAUGAGGCAUCUGAGGCUUUGGAACAUUUGAGCAUCAAAAUGAACUCGCUUUUCAGCGAUAUUCUGGCCUUGGAGAGCGAUGUGGAUUAUGUAACCUAUUUGGAGGGGGUCUCCCAAAUCAAUAUUGACUACGCAAAGGAUUGGUACAAAACUGAGAUAAAAAACAAGAAUGAAGAGCCUAUUCCCGAAUCUGUUGGCGAUGACGCUCCACCAAAUAAGGAAUGAAUUAGUGACAUUUUAAAUAUUUUCAAGGAAAAAAUGUUACAAGUUUGGUAUACCAAUUUACAUUUAUUGUAAAGCUACAUAAAUAACCCAAUUAUCAAAACCGCAA